Messenger RNA from Halteromyces radiatus, 718 nucleotides. RefSeq names its product adenine phosphoribosyltransferase. Bases 135 to 671 code for a protein of 178 amino acids. Gene Ontology annotation, biological process: AMP salvage; adenine salvage. Lineage: Eukaryota; Fungi; Mucoromycota; Mucoromycetes; Mucorales; Cunninghamellaceae. The record is from RefSeq and is a predicted model, not a curated record. Gene Ontology annotation, cellular component: cytoplasm. Gene Ontology annotation, molecular function: adenine phosphoribosyltransferase activity; AMP binding; adenine binding. The transcript has 3 exons.
GGAAAAUCUUGGAAAAAAGAGAUGAAGAUCCGCGGACAAUGAAUCUAAGUUCAAAAUAGCAAGCAAAUUUUUUUUUCAUCCUUUUCCUUCCCUUUUUUUUUUUCAUUACACAUUUUUUUUUUUUUUUCACCAACAUGCCUAACUACGAUAUUGAACGCAUCAAGAACUUACUUGGUACUCAUGAAGACUUUCCCAAGAAGGGUAUUGUGUUCAAGGACAUGUUCCCAGUUUUCCAAGAUCCCACUGCUGUUGAAGCCUUGAUCUCCAAUAUUGUUCAACAUAUCAAUUCUACUUAUCCUGAAAAGAUUGAUACUGUUGUGGGUUUGGAUGCUCGUGGUUUCUUGUUUGGUCCUUUGGUUGCUCUUCGUCUUGGUGCUGCCUUUGUACCUGUUCGUAAACAAGGCAAAUUACCUGGUGAAUGUGUCAGUGCUGUCUAUGAAAAGGAAUACGGUCAGGAUAUCUUUGAAUUACAAAAAAAUGCAGUCAAGGCUGGAUCCCGUGUGAUUAUCAUUGAUGAUUUGAUUGCUACUGGUGGUUCUGCUAGUGCUGCUGGUGAAUUGGUGAAAAAGUGUGGAGCCACCACUGUGGAAUACGUCUUUGUCAUGGAAUUGGACUUUUUGAAUGGUGCCAAGAAAUUGGAUGCUCCUGUUUAUUCUCUGAUUCAUUUGUAGAUUAGUUUAUUUGUUAUUUAUGUAUACUUUUGAAUAAAAUCCAAUGU